AUGGCUGCCGAACUUCUCACGCAGGCUGACGGCUAUGGCAUUAUCGUUGGUCUUUCGGUGCUGUUCUGCAUCAUCAUCGUCGUUGCAGUCCGCAUACAGAAGAGGUACCUUGCGGAGGACAGCGACCAGUCGGAGAUGUUCAUGGUCGCGAAUCGUUCCGUAGGGACGGGGUUGACGGCCUCAGCAGUGUUCUCGAGUUGGAUGUGGAUUAACGAAAGCGUCUUUUCGGCCGCCUACACGUACAAGUGGGGGAUCGCGUUGCCUGUUUGGUGGGCAAGCGGCUUGUCUUUCCAGAUUGCGCUCAUGGCCGUGCUCGGUAUUGUGGCAAAGCUGCGAGUCCCCUACGCGCAUACCUCGCUCGAGAUCAUCAAGAUGAGAUAUGGAAGAUACGCGCACUGGCUGUUCAUUCUACUGAACCUUGUCAACAAUAUCUUUGGCUGCGGCAGCAUGAUUCUCGCAGGCGCCCAGCUGGUUACGGGAAUGACUGGAAUGCACGUCAUCGCUGCGUGUAUCCUGAUCCCUGCAGGAGUCGUCACCUAUACGGCCCUUGGUGGCCUAAAGGCAACCUUCUUGACAGAUUUCCUCCAUACCACCAUCGCGUUGAUUCUCUUGAUAUACUUCUCUCUGGCCGUCUUGACGAACAAGCACAUUGGUGGCAUCUCGGGCUUGUACGAGAAAGUCAAAGCCACGGAUGACUAUAUUCCUGGCAACUACGAAGGCUCUCUUCUGACCAUGAAGUCCCGGAGUUCGGUCCUGUUCGGCCUUGUGCUGAAGUUUGGCAACCUUGCCCUUGUGCUCAUGGACACGGCGUUCUGGCAGAAGUCGUUCGCUUCCGAAGUGCACUCGACAGUGCCGGCAUAUGACCUGGUCUCAAUUGUCAUCAUCGCCAUCCCCUGGUGCACCGGAACCAUCAUCGGUCUCAGCGCCCGCGCAAUCGAAAAGACUCCUAUCUGGUUCGACUAUCCCAAUAGGUUGACUCUUACUCAGGUCAACUCCGGCCUCGUGAUGCCAUACGUGCUGAGAUCUCUGCUUGGCACCGGUGCCACUGCCGGUCUGCUGGUGCUCAUCUUCAUGGCCAUCACCAGCACCGUCUCUUCGUCCAUGAUUGCAGUCAGCAGUAUCAUCUCUCUCGACUUUUUCCGCACCUACAUCGACCCGCGUGCAUCCGACCGCAAGACCCUCCAGGUCAGUCACUGGGGUGUGAUCUUCCACGGCUGCUUUAUGGCAGGCUUUGCCAUCAUGCUCGAGUACGCCGGCGCAACAAACAACUGGUCUACUUACUUCCGACCAAUUGUUGCUUGUCCUGGCAUCCUGCCCAUGAUUCUAACGCUCCUCUGGUCUCGACAAACCAAGUUGGCGGCCAUCCUGGCUCCCAUUCUUGGGCUGAUGUCCGGCCUUGCAACCUGGCUGUCCCUGUCCUGGGUUUGGUCUGGUGCCAUAAACAUUCAAACCACGCAGGAACAGCUGCCAGGUCUUUACGGGGCCAUCGUCUCUUUCUUCUCCCCAGCUCUCUAUUCUGUCAUCAUCUCUUUGGUCUGGCCGAGCCGAUUUGACUGGCGCGAAUUCCUGAGGAUUGACCUUAUCGAAGACAAGAGCCAACCGAGUAGCUCUCUGCAGUCCGAGCUACCCAGUAGCGAAGCCGUCAACGAGACACUCAAAACGGCGGACGGCUCUUCCGGGAAAGGAACCUACCUCACAGGCGGAGAAAAGGAGAGCGGCCCACCACCGAUUCGAAAACCAAGUACUCAACUGAAUGCUCGAGUCCCCCUCGACGAAGUGGUCCACCCCUUCGAUGAACCGACACUCAGACAUAUCAGAAAGUGGUUCAGAUAUGCCAGCAUUUACUUCGUUGUCAACGUCCUGGUGACCAUCGUCCUGUGGCCUUUGCCUUUAUACCGGGACUACAUCUUCACAAAGACCUUCUUUGGCGGCUGGGUCACCAUGGCCAUCAUCUGGCAUUUCGCAGCCAUGUUCGCUGUCAUUGUAUAUCCAUUCUAUGACGGGAGACAUGAGAUCGCUCGGGCGGUUCGCGGAAUUGUGGAGGAGUUGAAAGGAAGGAGGAGAUGA
This is a messenger RNA of Capronia coronata CBS 617.96, 2067 nucleotides long. RefSeq lists its product as uncharacterized. Gene Ontology annotation, cellular component: plasma membrane. Bases 1 to 2067 code for a protein of 688 amino acids. Gene Ontology annotation, molecular function: urea transmembrane transporter activity. The record is from RefSeq and is a predicted model, not a curated record. NCBI's taxonomy places the organism in Eukaryota, Fungi, Ascomycota, Eurotiomycetes, Chaetothyriales, Herpotrichiellaceae. Gene Ontology annotation, biological process: urea transmembrane transport. The transcript has 4 exons.